Messenger RNA from Lytechinus pictus (painted urchin), 3073 nucleotides. RefSeq lists its product as uncharacterized. The transcript is spliced from 5 exons. The coding region runs from base 2618 to 3073 and encodes 151 amino acids. Lineage: Eukaryota; Metazoa; Echinodermata; Echinoidea; Temnopleuroida; Toxopneustidae. The record is from RefSeq and is a predicted model, not a curated record.
GUAAACAUUUAUUGUUUCUUGUCUGAAUCAUCAAACAGAUGAGAUUAACAAUAAAAAUGAAAUUGAUUUGUCCACACAUUAUUGAGAAAUCUGAAUGGAAAACCUAGCAUCAUAAAACACAAGUCCCAUGAAUGUGUGGCGGCCAAGCCUGGCCAGACAUUUGACUUGCUGAACAGAUCCUACAAAAGCAGAAUGUGACUUUAAAAGGGAAUCUAACAUAUUUAAAAUGAUUUGUGUGAAAGGAAAAUAAUGUGAAAUGCAGAAUGGUGAAAGAGGAGAAUCUGUUGAAGAUUUAGAGUUUUUUUAAACAUGAUGAGAUCACUAAUUUUGUACAUUAUUCACUCGGUCUCAAAAUAGCAAUAUUUUCUUGAGUAGAUAGUGACAAGUGGUAGGGACAUCUCCCACAUUUCUGAGUAUUUGUUAAUCAGGAAUUUGUGGUUUCUCCGGAGCCUCUUUACCUUAAUAACUUUUCACAACUUCGAAAUUCAUUUUGUGAAAAAAAAUGAAAACAAAACAUAACUGUCACCUAUCUGCUCCUCUGGUUUCUUUUCUUUUAAAUUAAAAUAAAUUCUCAUUUUGGGUUGGAUUCCCCUCCAUCUAAAUGCAAUAAUAUUGAUUACAAAGUGAGUGGAGAAUUGAAAUAGGAGAAAAUCAUUUUGUUAACUUGUUACAAUCAUAUGUACAAUUUGCUUUCCGAAACUGACAAUAAAAGCUAUUAAAACCAUCAAAACUGUUUUCAUUUGAAUUUCAAGAGUGACACUAUUGGGUUACAUUCUGAUAUAAAUAGAAUUAUGGAUAGAAUUUCAUGAAAUGCUUUUUUUUUGCUAUUGACCACUGAUUACCAUUUUAAAUUCACUGAAGACAGCCUGCAUACAAAUAUGCAGGUUGGGCUAUAUGGAAAAUGAGUUUGAUGUCACUAUGUUCUAUUUUUUUUAAAUAUAAAACUGCUUACAAGUUAUAAACAUGACAUGAAGUGAACUGGAAAUUACCGGUUUCUUUGAAUCGCUGUAUUAUUCAAUCACUAAAUUCUUAAGAUAAAUGCUCAAAAGGCCCUUUUUGAGGAAAAAAACAUUACCGAUGGUGCUAGUUUACUGCUAGAUAUCUAAGAAAAUCAAAAUUCAAAUUCUCUCAAAGAAUUAACAGCUGAAAAAAAUUGACAAGUACACUUGAUCGGAAUGUCAAGUAUGAUUUACACUGAACCUUUGGCUUUAACCAUAGGCAAAGCUUGGCAAAAGACAUGGUUCAAAACUUCAGGAAAUAAAGUACCUUGAAAAAGUUAAAAUUUUUAUCAGAUUGCCAAAAUAAAACCUGCCAUAGCAACAAAGAGCUACACUCAAUUUUUUGGCACAUCUAUAUGGAAGAUUUGAUGCUGUUAUAGAUCUUCAACACUUUUUUGGAAGUUCAAGACAUGUUCUCAUUCCCAGAUAAUAAGGUCCGUCCAAGAAGUUGAACUAUUCCUCAACACUUAAAAAUUGUCAAUGCUGUCCUUGAUCCUGUGGCUGGGUAGAACUUAAACCUGCUGAAUCACUUGGUUAUGAUCAUCUUGGCUUGGAGAGAUCAUGAAUCAGUCACAAAGCUUUAAUGGUGGUUUCUUGCGGCCUCCUGACAUACUCCCUGGUGCUGGUUUUUGGGGAUUCAUCGACAUCAACUGCCGCUUCAUAGCCUUCACCAUGUUGAUGUCAUCUGGAAUUUGCACAUAGCGAACAAGGCUUGCCUGGACGAAGAACGAGUCCAUGUGCGUUUUCUCUCCAUCCAUGUUCACGAACAGAACCUUGGACAUUGUCACAUUCAUAAAACCAUCGACGUCAUCCACAUAGCCAGUCGCUGAACAUUCAUUUCUGAGUUCCACAGUUGUGAUACGGCCAACUACUGCACGAAGAAGACAAACCAGCGUAUGUCUGGCUUUGUAUUUCUCUCUUAUGGAUAGUGUAUUUGCCAUUUUCUGGGUUAUUGGUGGUAAGCAUUAAGCAAUCUUCAGUUCAUUUUCAGGUGCACUCAGGUUGGGUGCACAAGUACUAAUUCCACUUCAGAAAUUAGUCAAGCUCACUGCACAGAGACUGAGCUGAGUGAGUUAAAUGAAAUAUGACCGAGUGUCACUGCACUGACCCACUGCACUGUCAGUGUCUAAUCAGAAAAGCAGAACUCCAGUCCUGACUGGUCAUUCAACAAAGCACAGGAAGUGACACCCGAAUUCUUACACUAUAAAGACAAAAUAUCGGGCGACAAUCUAGAGAAGUGUUUGAUCCCUAUAACGAGUCAAAAUAAGCUAGAUGUUGGAUAAUUCUAUUUUUUGCACAAAAUAAAACCGGCGCGCCGUGGCGUUAUCAGGUGAUACAUCACGUGAUAAAUUGCAAGCAGGAUCGGGGAUUUCCCGAAUUUUCGUCUGGUUCGAUCGCGCGUGAAUUUGAGUCGAUGAGCUGAUGCCCGCAGUGAUGGAAAAAAAUUGCUUCAAUCAAACGACGAGAAAUAUAGACUUUUUAUAGUGAUUUCAACAAGUUAAACAUACACUGCCAAGCAAGGAACUGGUACAUUGUAUUAAGUCUCGGGGCAGAAGACCUGCAAAGUCCAUGAACUGUACUGGGUACAAUUUGUAGUGGAAAUCGGCACUUGAACGCGAAUGAAAAUGAACCAGAUUCCAGCACACGACUUCCCCUUGAACUCUGGCGGACGAAACACAAGCGAAGACCCCUUACAUUCUGGCCUUUUGAACUGGCUCUGCGAUGCUACUCUGAUUGGUGGUGGUGGCGGUUUUGCAUCUAGUAGGAUUUCUGGAAAGAUGAUUGAGAAAGGAGAAGAGGAAUCACUGAGUAAACUAUUGGGCCUUCCACUCACAGAGACUCACCUCCAGACUGUUCUCAGUGCAACAUGCAAACAUGCGAUUAACAAUCUAAGAAGAUCAGGCGAGCAUGGACCGGAUGGUCUGGUAGGGUUAAGUCGCCCGAUGAUCAACCAAGCCUUCAGAAGAGUCUACAGGUUUUUGUAUGGUGAGGAGGCUCCACAAGAAGAUGACAUCACCAUCAUGAUUCAGAAGAUUUCAAUUAAAUCGUCAGGUUACGAGCUACUAAGCAUGUAG